Molecule: messenger RNA, 1680 nt
Organism: Glycine soja
Lineage: Eukaryota; Viridiplantae; Streptophyta; Magnoliopsida; Fabales; Fabaceae
Exons: 10
Coding region: 126-1178 (350 amino acids)
Biological process (GO): CAAX-box protein processing
Cellular component (GO): membrane
Molecular function (GO): metalloendopeptidase activity
Source: RefSeq, a predicted model, not a curated record
AACAUUUUUCAAGUACUUAGAAGAUUUGAAGUUUAACACUUCAACCGAAGUGUAGUGACGAGCCUUAUCUCAAAAGUUCUUCUUUUGCAAACACUGUCCAAUUUACAAACUCUCCACCUCACAUAAUGGUUUCAAAUUCAAUGUUAAUGGCUUCUUCUCUGCAUUCACCUUGCACCCUCUUCAGUUCCCACAAGCUUUGUUCUUCUUCGAUCAAAACCAUCUCAAAACAAAGCCACACAUUUCUCCAUAGAAAUCCCUCUCUCCAUCGCCCUUUGAGUUUGGGUUCCAAAAGGGUUCUUCCUUCAGUUUGCUUCUUUAAUACUGGAGACAAAUCUGACUCCAAGGAAUCGGGAUGGCCUAUUCUCAGGCGAUGGGAGGUGCCUUGGCAAUGGCAAACAGUUUCACUGACCUCUCUUGCCUGUGGAUUGGGGUGUGUUUUGAAUAGCUGUUAUGAUUUCAUAUCAAACUUGAAAUAUUGCAAAUGUUUGACUGAAGCAAUUGCCUUACCAUAUCUCGGGAUCAAACCUGAUGUGCUAAGUUUAGAUGACAAGGCAGAGAUACUUUUAUUCGAUCAGAGCAUCACAACUGCUGUUGUACUUGGAAUCAUAUAUAGUGUUGCCAACACUUUCCAGCCACUUCCUGAAGACUUCUUCAAAUACGAUUUGAGGGAACCUUUCAAUCUUCAAAAGGGUUGGCUUUUGUGGGCUGGAAUUGGACUUGCUGGUGCCAUACUUGCCAUUUCAUUGACCGGAGUUGCUGUGUCUUUCUUCAAUGGAGAAACCCCACAAAGAGAGACUGAUGCUCUUGUUCGCUUGCUUCCGUUAAUUGGAUCUUCAAAUCUCAGCACUGCCUGCUUGGUGGGCAUCACAGGUGUUCUUGCUCCACUCCUUGAGGAGACUGUUUUUCGGGGAUUUUUUAUGACUUCCCUCACUAAGUGGGUUCCUACGCCAGUUGCUGUUGUCAUUAGUGCUGCUGUUUUUGCCCUUGCACAUCUCACUCCUGGAGAAUUUCCCCAAUUGUUUGUUCUAGGGACUGCUUUGGGGUUUUCAUAUGCUCAAACUCACAACCUUCUCACUCCCAUCACUAUCCAUUCUUUUUGGAACUCAGGAGUUAUAUUAUUUCUUACUUUUCUGCAGCUUCAAGGGUACGAUAUCAGAGAAUUAUUGCAGGCAACUUGAUGGAAAAAAUUUCUCCUUUGCAUGGAUGUGGAGCAUCAUGUACAGUAUAUAAUACAAAUCCAUUUCUUUGCUUAUCUGCGCUCCUUUCCGUGCUGUAAAACAUAAUCAGAUUGUUCUUUGGAACAGUGAAGUAGGUAAUAAUAAUUUACCAUGACAGUUAAAAUAUGCUAUGCACUUAAAAAUUUUCAGAGGCCCUGGUUGACAAGAAAUAGGGCUUCGUUUGGAUAUCCAAUGUUGAACAGAGUAGAGGAGAUCAAAAUGGAAUAGAAUAAAUGCAUUAUUCUUUCGGGUAAAAUAUGUUUCUAGUUUUUGUAUUUUUGGUAAAAUUUAGUUUUAGUCUUCAAACUUCAACUUCGAUAAAUUUGGUUUCUGAACUUUACUAAAAACAAUAAUUUCCAUCACUUCUCAUAGUGAAAACCAUGUGAUGAGGGACGGAAAUCAUUGUUUUUUUUUUUUUGAAGUUUAGGGAUCAAAUUGAUUAAAGUUAAAGUAUGAUGACUAA